GCAAACCGCACAGUUCGGUGUUCGGGAAAAGUGUAAAAUAUAUUUCUAACACGCCAAAACUUUUUAAAACUCAAACAUUUUAUAUUUACCCGCAAAGUUUUGAACAGACCUUGGCAAAUACCGAUAUCGAUUUCGUUGCUCCAUAAUUUUGGAUUAAAAAAUCAAACUGUCAACUGUCAGAAAGCGCGCCAACGCAGAUUAAAUAAUUUUCAAUUUAAAUACAGAUUAAAAAUCAAAUUUUCGCCGUCAGAAUGAUGAAGAAAGUGAUCGUAAUUUUGACGUUAUUAGUGUGUUGUUAUUGUUUGGAAAGCAAUGAGCAAUUACCGGAGGAAGCGAGGGCGAAGAAAAAGAAAGGAACCUUAAGACUUUUGGCUAUCGCAGCGCUAGUAGUCCUAUCAAAGCUGGCAGUAAUAAAAGUGGCAUCAUUCUUCUUCCUGGUGGCUUUCUUCCAAAAACUCUUCUAUUUGGGGGGAGUACUCCUCAAUUACUACAUGAAGAACCAGUCCGGUCCUUCAGGGUCCUCAAUGAUGUACGGUCCUCCUCAGGAGUAUAAUACUGUUGGGUACAGUUAUGAGCCUGCUGAACCGGAGCCGUUCCAACCUCAGGAGUCACUGCCAUUGCCCAGUAUUGCUGAUGUCAGCAACGGGUUUAACUGGUUGUUCAGCAAAAAUCAGCCUUAAUGUUUUGGUGUUGUGACUGUUUUUUAACUGAAUUAUGUAAGCAAUAGUGCCAUAGCAUGUGAACAAUUAUUAGAUACUGUAAAAUAUCCUUUUUUACACGAAUGGCAAUAGAAGACUGCUAAUUUACGCAGUGUACAGUCCCUGGUCACAUUAUUAGACGCGCCCAUAUUUAUUUACUAGGUAUUUAUGUAAAUGUUUAGAGGUUCCUAUUGGGCGUAGCGUGAUGUUUUAUAUCUCAUAACCUUCCUUGACAAAUUGAUUAUUCUCGAAAAUAUUAUUUUCAAUUGAAAUAAGUAUUUCGGAGAUAAUCAUCCAAUGACUUCUCCCUCCUUGGGCGAGGCGAGAUGUGUCAGACUCUGACUAAAAACCACCCCGUUCCUUCUCCUGCUUUUAGAGCUAGAGGCCCGGUUAAACAGCUAGGUAGUCCGAAGCUCAGAAAAAAAAACAAGAGUGCGUCUAAUAAUGUGACCAGGGACUGUAAUGUAUUAGUGUGUGUUUCUCUCUCGCAUUUUUAUUUAUUAAAUAAAAAAAAAUAUUCAUCCCAUUAUCAUCAUAUUUACCUCCUACAUUUUAUUUCAAGUUAGGUAUCAUACAUCA
Molecule: messenger RNA, 1277 nt
Organism: Spodoptera frugiperda (fall armyworm)
Lineage: Eukaryota; Metazoa; Arthropoda; Insecta; Lepidoptera; Noctuidae
Exons: 2
Coding region: 252-680 (142 amino acids)
Source: RefSeq, a predicted model, not a curated record